UCUGAACUGAACAAGCAGUUUCUCUGUGCCUCUGGCUUGUUGGGUUGUAUCUGUACGUCAUAUACUUUUUUUUUUUUUUUACAGGUUUUGACUUCUUGAGUAAUGAAUUUAUCAAUGGGGAUGAGAGCCAGAGGAACCUUGUCUCUAGCCUCUAGCCCCUGGUAGACAAGCAGCUAGGAUUGCUGGUUUUCACCCAGGCCACCCAGGUCCAAUUCCUGGGCAGAGAACUAAGCCACCGUUCAUGGCUGACUCUCUCCGAGAACGUCUGAUGCUGAGACCCAGGAUUUCAAGGAACUACAACUCCCAGCAUGCCCUGGGCCCAUCCACGUCAACACUGAGAGCAACGCCCCGGAAAUCAUAGCUUGGCACUUGCCACUGCCUCCAACAAAUUGCUCCCUGCUAUACACUGCACUUUUAUUUCCCAGGAGUAGAAAAAUGACAACCCCCAGGCCCCACAGUCAGUCUUCCAUGUCUUUCUCCCCAAGCAACCCACCAGCAGGCAAAUUCUUCUUGUCCUGUGAUUUUCUUUACUUGAGAAGUGCAGAAUUUACUUGCUUUUACUAAUUUACUAAUUAGAAUUUACUAAUCUACUUGAGAAGCAAGAUUUCACCUAAGCCUCAUGUCCCCUUCAGUUUUACCUUAGACACCAAACAAAUGGGGUGACAGACCUGGGGCUACUUCUGCUGUUUUAUCUCCUGCUGUAGUCUGUGUCCACAAAUCCCCUGUGAGACUAUUCCCACCACCUGGCCCUCAGGUCCUGACCCCCAUGGCCUUCUCCCUUGUGGCCAACGCCAGUUCCUCCAGCAGUUCUCUGCCACUCCUGGCGGCGACAGCCCGUGCACUGCAAGGGGCACAGCCUACUGGGCUGGCCACGGUCACGCAGACCUCACAGCUAUGACAGACCCUCCUCGAGGGGGACCCCAGUGACACCUGCACUGGUUGAGAUGUUCCCUCAACCCCCCCACCCCACCCCCGCGCCUGGGCACCCUUCAUGGGAGGCCCUGGGUCAACUACAGACUCCUGGUCAGUGAAAAAUGGGAGAUUAGAGGACUCUCAAAAUUCCACCAUGCACAGGAUUCGAAGGAAAUUCAGAGGACAGUUUUUCAGGGGGGAACCAAGCUUCCCCAGCUCCUGCAAGUUUCCUUACUGCUUCAGAUUCUUCGGAUCAAAAAAAGACCCCCUUCUCUCCAGAGAAACAGUCUUUGCUGCAGAUCUGAGCCUCCUCGAUUCUCUAGGAUGUUGUAUCAGGAUGUCCACCAAUUUGGCCAGAAGCUGAUCCGCAGGCGGCCGCUGGAGCCCAGGGAGGAGUCUGAGAGUGGCAGGGCCCACUGUCUGAACACCAUAGACCUGACAGCCCUGGGUGUAAGCGGUACCCUAGGAGCUGGUGUCUACAUCAUGGUUGGAGAAGUGGCUGUGUAUGAGGCUGGACCAGCGAUCGUCAUCUGCUUCUUGCUGGCUGGCCUGUCAACUUUUUUGUCCGGGCUCUGCUACGCUGAGUUGGUGGCCUGGGUACCACGCUCAGGUUCUGCGUAUCUCUACAGCUACGUCACUAUGGGCACUGCCAGUGAGGCCAGGGCCUGGAGUCUCGCCUUUGACAGCCUCAUUGGGAACCACAUCUCUCAGGCGUUCCAGGGAACUUUCUCUCCGUAUAUGCCCUACUUCCUGGCCUGGUACCCAGACUUUUUUGCCCUGGGCCUGGUGCUGCUGCUCACAGGACUACUGGUUCUGGGACUUCAUGAAUCAGUCAUGCUUAACAAAGUGUUUGCAGGCUUGAACAUUUCUGGUCUCAUCUUCAUCAUCAUCUCUGGCUUCAUUAUGGGAGACCUGCACAACUGGAAGCUCACAGAACAGGACUACACAUUGAACACAUCUGAAUCCACUGACACCUCUAGCUUGGGACCUCUGGGUGCUGGAGGGUUUAUACCUUUUGGCAUUGAAGGGAUUCUCCAGGGAGCAGCAACAUGCAUCUAUGCCUUUGUUGGUUUUGAUGUCAUUGCUACGACAGGGGUAGAAGCCAGAAAUCCUCAGCGUUCCAUCCCCAUUAGCAUCAUGAUCACAAUCUUGAUCUGCUUUUUGAUGUAUAUUGGUGUCUCGGCGGCACUCACCCUCCUGGUGCCCUACUACCAGAUUCACCCUGGGAGCCUCCUGCUGCAGGCUUUCCUUGAUGUUGGGUGGAGGCAUCUAAGAUAUGUCCUGGCUGCUAUCACCAUCUGUGCUCUUUCAUCCAGCCUCCUAGGCACCAUGUUCUCUAUGCCUCGUGUGAUCUACACAAUGGCAGAGGAUGGGCUCCUUUUCAGGAGACUUGCCCAAAUCCAUGCCCGCACACGAACUGCCAUCUGGACCAUCUUGGCUUCUGGAAGUCUUGCAGCGGUCAUGGCACUACUCUUUGAGCUCACUGAUCUUGUGGACCUCAUGUCAAUUGGGACCCUACUCGCUUACUCCUUGGUGGCCUUUUCUGUGCUUGUCCUCAGGUAUCAACCAGAACAGAAUUUAAGCCAGAAUGAGACAGCAGAAGAGGAAAUAGAUAUUUUUCAGUUGGAAGCAAGGCCUUUACAAUCUGUACCUGAAGCAGAAAAUUCAACGAUUCUGAAGACUCUGUGGUUCCCUUCCAGCACUAUCCCCACUCGGAAAUCUGGGCAGAUUGUCUAUGGAUGUGCCUUCCUGCUUGUUCUCCUGCUGACGAUCCUGAGCCUGAUCCUGGCCCUGUUGACCAGCCAGGUGUUCUCUGGACUCCCAGUGUACACAACAGUGACUGUGCUGCUGCUGCUCAUCAUUGGGGUCACGGCCAUCAUCUGGAGGCAGCCCCAGAACCCCUCUCCUCUUCACUGCAAGGUCCUUUGUUGGCCUGUCCUCCCACUGGUGAGCAUCUUUGUGAACGUUUACUUGAUGAUGCAGAUGAACACUAGGACCUGGGUCCAGUUUGGCCUCUGGAUGGGGAUUGGAUCUGUCAUAUACUUUGGAUAUGGUAUCCGACACAGCCUGGGGGAGAACAAUGAUCAACAGCUGCCGGCCUCCAAUCCCCAAAUGCUUGAUGGAAACAUCCCUGGUGAUUAAUCUUCUUAACCACAGGACAUAGAUAGUGUGUGGAAUUCCUCCAGACUCAGAAGUCUCUUUUGGUUCAAGUGGCACUUUGAGCCUCUGUGGAGCCUGAAGGUGAAAUGCAUUUACAGCUAUGUGCUUAUUGCCAGCAGAUAAAAUGACUUUACUGUUGAAUAAUUUCGAAGUAAACUUUUCAAAGCAAAAUAUAUAUUCAGAAAAGCACAUGCUUCAUAAGUGAGCCUCAAGGUGAAUUUCCACAAAGAAAGUACAACAAAAUAACCAUCAACCAGAGAAAGUACUAAAAUAUUAAUGGGUGUAUAAGAAGCACCUUCUUGUGUCUGUUUCCACUGAAAAUGCAGAGAUUGUGACCUGGGAAGGAAAUGUAGGUAAGUAUAUUUUCUGCCCAGGGUUAUACUUUAAACAUUAAGACAUAAAUAAGUUGGAAGUAAAAGGAGGGGAACAAACACUCUGUACAAACAGUGACACAAGAAUGCUAGGGCAGCUAUCUUAUUAUAGAACAAAGUAGAGUUUAAGAAAAAGAGAAUAACAGAUAAAAUAGAUCAUUGAGUAAUGAUAAAGGGAAAUGCUCAUUUUAAUCUCUUCCCCCAGCUUAUUGAGAUGUAGUGUAAUAUCGUCCAAAUGAUCAUUUCUCUUUACUCUUCUGUGGUAGAACGUUAGAGUUAUACAACAGAGUUGAUGAGAAAAAGUUCUUAAUUGAAAAAACAACAAGGACACCUGCGUUGCUAGAGGGAAGGAAAUGGGAUGGGAAGUAAUAAUUGGCUGAUGAAUGCUUACAGUUGGGUGAAGCUAAAAGAUGGGAAAUGAACCUGGAGAAACAAGAUGAAAAGUGGUUGCUGCAGAACAGAAUGCUUGAAACUGAGAUCAUGGACUUUCAUGAUGUUGGUGAUAAUGAUAUAGAGGGUUGUUUGUGGGAAUGAACAACUGAAGUAGAGUAAAAGGGGGAUGGAAGUCAAGAAACUAAACAGCAAAAUUAUCAGAUGGAUUAAAGAAUAAAUGAAGGAAGAUGAACAGAAACGGAGAUAUCACUAUCUUGCGAGUUUGAAUGAAAUUACUGGAUUAGAAAUUAAUGGGGACUGAAACUGUCAGGUGAAACUUUGAUGGAAGAGGUUGACAUCACCUGAUUGUCAUUCUUCCCUUACUGAUGAGGGACACCCAGGUUUUGUGCUACCCAAUGUGCUGUGAUAAGCAGUACAGGACACUUCCUAGAACAUAGCCUUGAUGACAAACUGCAUCAGAAUAUAAUCAAGCCUCUAGAGCAACUCCCAGCUCACAGCAGGUAUAAAGGAUAGAUUCACAUUUCAACUGAAAAUGCCAUCAGCCAAAACCAGAAUGUGGGUAAUUCUCCAGGAAAGAAAAUGGUGCUUUUUCAUGACUAUUAAAUGGUAUGGGGAAUUCCCUGGUGGUCUAGUCAUUAGGACUCCAUUUUUCCACUAUAGGGUGUGCAGGUUCUGUCCCAGAUGGGGGAACUAAGAUCCCACAAGCUGCACAGUGCAACCAAUAAAAUAAGUGACGUGACCCAAAUUGGAGACUCAUUCAUUAAUCAAAUACGAUUACCUAUAUGGGUAUACGCUGGAAAUAUUGCUGGUUGGGUCCAGAUGACCCAAUUUUUAAAAAACUGGCAAUAAAAGAGUCAUACACAAAUUUUUUAGUUUCCCCAUGCAUGUAAAAGUCAUGUUUUAAAAAAGUUAUGUUAUACUAUACUAUACUCAGUGUGAAAUAACAUUUCGUUUAAAAAAGUACACACCUUGAUUUAAAAAUACUUUUUUCUAAAAUAUGGUAAACAUCAACUGAUAACACAGUGGUCACAAAUCAAUUUGUAAAACAUGCAGUAUUUGUAAAAAGUGAAGCAUGUGUGUACAUGUGAAUA
Molecule: messenger RNA, 4927 nt
Organism: Dama dama (fallow deer)
Lineage: Eukaryota; Metazoa; Chordata; Mammalia; Artiodactyla; Cervidae
Product: cationic amino acid transporter 3-like
Exons: 14
Coding region: 1237-3054 (605 amino acids)
Biological process (GO): amino acid transport; transmembrane transport
Cellular component (GO): plasma membrane
Molecular function (GO): amino acid transmembrane transporter activity
Source: RefSeq, a predicted model, not a curated record